AUGUAUGAGGAAUUUUUUGAAUCGGAUUUGGAUAUGCGUAAACUGAAAUGGAAAUCUUGCAUUCAAGAUAUGGAUCUCUAUACAAAAUUAGGAGCAAAUUUCGUAAUGAUAAAAUCCAUAACUCGAAAAGACAACCUUAAUGAGGUAGAUUAUUUUUCAGUAUCUAUUUUAAGUUAUAUCUUGAUUAUUAUAUUAGUUAUAUCAGAGAUCAAAUAUUAUUCUGAGACACAGUUCAAAUUUCAAUAUGGUGUAGAUACAGAUUUUGAUAGCAAAUUAAAAAUUAAUGUAGACAUAACAGUAGCAAUGCCAUGUGACACAAUAGGUGCUGAUAUUUUAGAUGUAACUAAUGAAAACAAUGUUCAAGCUUUUGGUAAAUUAGAAGAACACCCAACACAUUUUGAAUUAACACCUCAACAAAGGGCUCACUGGUUGACAAUGCAGAGAAUAAAUAUCUAUAUUAGAGAACAACAUCAUGCUAUUCAAGAUUUACUUUGGAAAGAAGGAUAUACAAAUCUUUUACGAGGACUUCCUGCAAGGGAGAUACCUGCUACUGGAGAUUUUGAUGCCUGUCGUUUGUAUGGCACAUUAAUAGUAAACAAAGUUGCUGGUAAUUUUCAUAUUACGGCAGGAAAGCACAUUCCACAUCCAAUUGGACAUGCACAUUUAUCAGCAUUCCUUACAGAUAAAGAUUAUAACUUUUCUCAUCGGAUUGAAAUGUUCUCAUUUGGCGACCCCAUAAGUGGUAUUUUUGAUCCUUUAGAAGGAGAUGAGAAAAUAACCGAUAAAAAUUUCCAACUAUAUCAGUAUUACUUGAAAAUAGUUCCAACAGAGGUUUAUUCUGGAAAUCAUGAAGUUAAAACAUAUCAAUACUCGGUUACCGAACAAGAACGUGAAAUCAAUCAUGAUUCUGGAAGUCACGGAAUUCCUGGUAUUUACUUCAAGUAUGACAUGUCGUCAGUUAAAGUAAAAGUAAUAAAACAUCGCUCAUCCUUUUGGCAUUUUUUAGUGAGAUUAUGUGGAAUUGUUGGUGGCAUUUAUGCUACUUCAGGUAUAGUAAACAACAUGGUGAGUUUUAUAGUAAGUAUAUGCAGUAGCAAACCUGCCAAAGAACCCACUUACUCUAAACUUGUCAAAUUAGAGAAUCUCGAAACGCAUAACUUAAACAACAGUCUGAACAAACUCAUGACAGAACAACCUCAAAACAAUGUGUCGUUAAUUGAGAACCCAUUUUAUAACAACGUUAGGCUGUUUUCUGAUAAUAAUUCUUAGCAUUAGUAAGUAAAGUACAGAUUUUUAAAAUAAGCCCAUUCUUCAAAUGAUGAAGAUAACAUGUUGCCAAAAUGUACAGUUGUUAUC
Centruroides sculpturatus (bark scorpion) is the source of this 1356-nucleotide messenger RNA. Its product is annotated as endoplasmic reticulum-Golgi intermediate compartment protein 2-like. The coding region runs from base 1 to 1269 and encodes 422 amino acids. The transcript has 10 exons. Gene Ontology annotation, biological process: retrograde vesicle-mediated transport, Golgi to endoplasmic reticulum; endoplasmic reticulum to Golgi vesicle-mediated transport. The record is from RefSeq and is a predicted model, not a curated record. NCBI's taxonomy places the organism in Eukaryota, Metazoa, Arthropoda, Arachnida, Scorpiones, Buthidae. Gene Ontology annotation, cellular component: membrane; COPII-coated ER to Golgi transport vesicle; endoplasmic reticulum.